AUGGGGAAGGGAGACUCUCAGCGGACGGGCGGCUCGCGAGGCGGGCGCGACCAGUUCGACUGGGACCAGGUGAGGGAGGACAAGCACCGCGAGAACUACAUCGGUCAUGCGGUCCUCGCGCCCAAGGGCCGCUGGCAAAACGGCAAGGACCUCUCGUGGUAUGCGAGGGCGCGCAAGGACGAGUCGCUUGCGAAUCUGCGGGAGGAGCGGGCGCGCGCGAGGGAGAUGGAGGACGACAUGAUGCGCGCCCGCCUGGGCAUGGCGCCGGCGAAGCGUGGGCCUGCGGUCGGGAGCAGCGAACUGCAGCCGCACGAGCGGGCAAAGCUGCUCGCGCGCGGCGGCGGUGGGGAGGAGGAUGGAGAGACGGGCGAGAAGGGCGACGCGCGCUUCGACGCGGAGAGGAUCAGCGGCGUCGGCUCCUUCGCGAUGGCCCGCCGCGCCGAGAUGGGCGAGGCGGGGCUCGGGUACUACCGCGAGGGCGGCGGGGGCGGCGAUGGGGAGGAGCGCGAGGAGCGGCGGCGCGCAAAGAAGGCUGCGCGCAAAGAGGCGAAGCAGGCCAAGAAACGGGAGAGGAAAGAGCGGAAGCAGGCGAAGAAGGAGGGGAAAAAGCGCAAGCGGCAGCGGGACGAGGGCGGCGGCCGAGGGCACGACUCCGACAGCGAGGAGGCGCCGCGCCGGCGGCAUGACUCCUCCGACUGA
Emiliania huxleyi CCMP1516 is the source of this 699-nucleotide messenger RNA. RefSeq lists its product as hypothetical. The transcript has 3 exons. NCBI's taxonomy places the organism in Eukaryota, Haptophyta, Isochrysidales, Noelaerhabdaceae. The record is from RefSeq and is a predicted model, not a curated record. The coding region runs from base 1 to 699 and encodes 232 amino acids.